Molecule: messenger RNA, 1432 nt
Organism: Neurospora tetraspora
Lineage: Eukaryota; Fungi; Ascomycota; Sordariomycetes; Sordariales; Sordariaceae
Exons: 5
Coding region: 115-1065 (316 amino acids)
Source: RefSeq, a predicted model, not a curated record
UGAGAUGCUGUCGAGUGUUCCUUUCUUUGGAAGGAUGUAAAAAUUUUCUGCUGUUGCUGCUGCUGGCGCUGCUGGAUUUUUUACCCUCCUUCUUGGUUUCUCUCAGCAGCAACUAUGGUGGCGACAACGAGAGGAAAGGCGGCUGUAGCUAUGAGUAGCUACGACGACGACCCCUUAGAGGCUUCCUACCAUGACGAUGUGUUAGACACCAGCGUCGAUGACGACUUGUUAGAUAUGGACAUCAGCGACAAUAACGACCUGUCGGACAUGGACAUUAGCGACGAUAACGACCUGUCGGAUAUGGACAUUAGCGACGAUGACGACCUGUGGGACAUGGACACUAGCGAUGACGACGACGAAGUGGAAAGCCCCGAGUCACUGUAUCUUUUCAAGGCAUAUGGCGCUUAUUGUGCCUUUGCUGAUGGACGCAAAUUGCAAAUUGCCCAAUCGUUGCCGUCUAUACCAACACUGGUUCAAACCAUCUUCGGGCUAGAACUACAAUGGGCACCCGGGCUUUGCCCACUCUUCAACGCUGCCAGUGCCCCCAAUCUCGAUACUCUUAGAUCGUUACCGGAGUUCUCCUCGGACGAUGAACGAGCUUGGGCGAUUUACUUACUCAUCUUCGAGCAUAACGGACAGCCACCAUUAGUAUAUGUUGGCUCGGGUACGCACAGGAGCCUAGGCGUACAAUACAGGCUUGACGAGUAUAGCCGAGGGGCGGGUUUUUCGAGGUAUACCGCCGCGGCCAUCGCAAAAGGCUACACCCUCACCCACAAAAAAAUAUUAGUUAAGACACCAUCUCCUCUUCACCUCCCAGCUCGCGCCCUCUUCUAUAUCCUGGAGGCUGCUAUAACAUUCAGCCUAUAUGCUUACGAAGACCGAGGUAUCGUCGACCCUACGCUCACAAAACACCCAAUGGGCUUCGUCAAUCCCAUAUGGAGGAUUAUGUUCCCAUCCGGCCUGGAGCGAAGUGUAUUCGUCUGGCCUCACAGGAGCCAAACUCGAGGCCGCCAUACUUCUUGCAGAGCAAAACGCCAAAGAACAUCAGAAGGAGCGUUGGGUUAGGUACAAGCAAGACCCAGUCAAACACAAGGCACUCCUAGACCAGAGAAAGGCAGAGUAUCAGAGGCGGCGGCCUCAGGUACUUGCGUACGCAAAAGCGAAGCUGUACGAGUUGAGGGAGGAUCCCAUCAAACAUACUCAACACAAAGCGAAGUUUAAUGCGAGAUAUAAGGCGAAGAUGGAUAAACUCAAGGAGGAUCCCGCGGCACACGCUGCAUACAGGGCGAAGAGGACUAAGAGGGAGGCCGCUAGGAAAUUAGAUCCCGUCAAAGAUGCUCAACACAAGGCGAAGAGAAGAGCUCAAGCAAAGGCGAGGAUGGAGAAGAGGAAGAUGAAGUAGAGACGACUCAUCAGCUCUCUGUAAGUUGCU